AUGUCCUUGCACCGUAUUGUUGUGGACGACACUUCUCCCAGCAUUCGGUAUAGCAGUGGGUGGACAAAUCGGCUUCUCUCCAUCUCCAUCUCAGGCGACGGCCCAGCCUUGUUUAAUACGGCCCACGCAGCGUCUGACGCGCAAAACUUUACUUUUGCAUUCAAUGGCUCAGAUUUCUCGGUGUGGGGUCUCCUGCUCAACUUCUUGACACCGAAAUGGACAUGCAUUGUGGAUGGGCUUCAGAUACCGACUCGUCCUUUUCCUACUUCUGGAACACAUCUUGUCGAAAUAUGUUCCCCAGUGCAGGGACAAUUUAGUUUGACGGACGGGCCGCACUCGUUGUUCGUUUCCGUGGAUCUGGGAGGGGCGGAUGGUGCGUUAGCUUGGUUUGACUAUAUCACCUACACGCCGUCCGCUAGAGUCCUCACGGGAGACUUCAUGUUUACUGCUACGGACCCUAGUAUGGUGUAUAGUGGGCAGGACUGGCAAUUAAGUAGCAUUGGUACAUUCACGGACCAGAAGGGUGCCAAGUUGUCAUUCGACUUCUUUGGGAGCUCGAUUGCAUGGAUUGGGACCUACAACAAUAGUCUUGCGCGGGGUGCAUCAACAGGUACCUAUAGGAUCGAUGGAGGGACACCUGUCAACUUUACUAUCAAUAACGUCGCCUCUAUCAGUACGCCUGUUCUCUUCAAUCAAAUCUUCUUCCAGGCUUCACAGGACACAGUGGGCGAGCACCAUCUUGAGGUCGAGUUCCAAGGCGCAGAUCCUAACUCGGGCACUGGGCUGAUAAUAGGUAGCUCUACUGGGACGCCCCUGAGUCUAUCCUAUAUCCUCGUGCGGAACGCGAAGAAUGUUGAUUCCCCUCUUAUUAGCCCAACAAGCAGCGCGUCUGGUCCAUCGGUAUCGAAUACGGCUUCCGCGACACCAGGAUCCUUACCUGGUGGUCACAAUAGCACGUCACCCAUCAUAGGUGCUGUAGUCGGGAGCAUAGUCGCGGUGGUUGCCUUCGCUCUCCUUCUCCUGGGCGCUUUUCUGUGGAAAAGACGUCGUCGGAACAUGAAAGAUAGUCCACCAAAGGUCGAAAAGGAUCAGGAACCAAGCCAGAUGGAUAUCACACCAUUUACUGAUCCACCGUCGGAAAGAUCGCUGUUUAGCGAGGUUCAAACUCCGUCCAAGAGGGAUAUGAUCGCGUCUCAGCAAGCAUCAUCAUCAAACCUCCAAUCGAUCGUAUCUCGACCCAGCAAAGCACAGAUGCUUCGAUCUACUAGCUCACACGUAGAAGCCAGCUCUCCAAAUACAAUAAGAACCCCAUCGAUGUCGGCAUCCACCCACAGUUCUCAACGGGAUAGCAGGGUGUCUCCAACUUCCCCGCAGGUUGCCACCUCAAAUACAGUUGUUAUUGAGGUGCCUCCUAAUUAUACUGCAACUUGA
Psilocybe cubensis is the source of this 1431-nucleotide messenger RNA. RefSeq lists its product as uncharacterized. The transcript has 3 exons. Lineage: Eukaryota; Fungi; Basidiomycota; Agaricomycetes; Agaricales; Agrocybaceae. The record is from RefSeq and is a predicted model, not a curated record. Bases 1 to 1431 code for a protein of 476 amino acids.